GGCAGUGGCACCACCCUCAGAAUAAGAUACGUCACUCACUCUCCAAAAUAUGGUCUGAACUACAUGUCCAACCUUAGCACUUUGUGGGUUUAAUGACUCUAAACCAUACUAUAAAAUCCUCGGUUUACGGUUUUAGGUAUUCAUAUGAAAGAAAACAGAUCUUUUAUGGCCGAUUAUCAAACUUUAUUGAGACAGAAAAUAAAGAAAAGCCUAGAAGAAAAAGAAGACUAUUGGACACGGUGCAAGCCUGCGUUCCCUCCUCAGUUGUCCACACCACACCUUCCCCUAGGCCGGCCCGAUGCCCAGACACAUCGCCUUCAUCAUGGACGGCAACCGCCGCUACGCCCGCAAGCGGCAUGUGGAGAGGCAGGAGGGCCACACGCAGGGCUUCGACAAGCUGGCGGAGACGCUGCGCUGGUGUUUAAAUCUGGAGAUCCAGGAGGUGACUGUCUACGCUUUCAGUAUCGAGAACUUCAAGCGCUCCAAGCAGGAGGUGGAAGGGCUGAUGGAGCUGGCACGGCAGAAGUUCAGCAGGCUCCUGGAGGAACAGGAGAACCUGGAGAAACAUGGGGUCUGUAUCCGGGUGCUGGGAGACUUGGCUCUGCUCCCUCGGGACCUCCAAGAGCUCAUCGCCCAGGCUGUGCUGGCGACCAAGACCCACAACAAGUGUUUUCUGAAUGUGUGCUUCGCCUACACCUCCAGACACGAGAUCAGCUCUGCGGUGAAAGACAUGGCCUGGGGUGUGGAGCAGGGGCUCAUCAGAUCGAGCGAUGUGUCAGAGUCACUGCUGGGCAAGUGUCUGUACACCAGUAACUCCCCUGACCCCGACCUGCUCAUCAGGACGUCCGGAGAGGUGCGGCUGAGCGACUUCCUCCUGUGGCAGACCUCGUAUUCCUGCUUGGUGUUCCAGUCUGUGUUGUGGCCAGAAUAUUCCUUCUGGAAUCUCUGUGAAGCUAUACUGCAGUACCAGCUGAGCUACUGUUCACUGCAGAAGGCCCGAGAGCAUCACAGAGAGGAGCAGGCCCGGCAGCAGCUGGAAGCGGACCGGCGCUGCGUGUCCGACCUCCUGCAGCAGAACGGGUCGGGCAGAAGCCCGGACGCCCGGCAGAGGCAGGAGCUGCUGCAGAAGUACACGGUGGAGAGGGAGACGAGGGUGCAGGGCUUCCUCGGGGCCUUGCAGCAGAGGCGGGACAGCUUCUUCACCGUCUUGAGCGAGGCGUCUUUGGCGUCUGUGAGCGCCUAGCCCCGGCGGAGGCGGGGGGGAGGGGCCCCAUUUUUAGUGACAUGUAAUUGGGAGAGGGUGGGGUGGGGGAGUCAGGUGGAACUACCAACACACAAUUUUAUUUAAAUUCUGUAUAUAUGGAGACAAAGGAAUUUUACCCCUAUGGGGCGUUAAAGAAUAAAAGUUCUUCCUGUGCUGACGUGAUGAAGGAAUUUCUGUCGCUGUGCUCCCUACAGUGUGGAAACGUAUCCCUGUGCUGCUGUUCCGUCAGUUUUCCGCUGUCCUCUGGCGGAGGGCUGUUUCUGUUCUGGGGGAAACGCCCCCCGCGGUGUCUGCGGCUGCUGUUCGAUCAUUGUGUUGUGACCCCCCCCCCGAUUACAGCCAGGUGGAGACGGUGGCGUUUAUGGAUCAAGCCCCUCUCUUCUCUUUUUUGCAGCACUUUUGUACUUUUCUGCAGCGUUUUUGCCGAUAUGCCAUUUGUUCACAAAAUGUAAAGCCGUCUUUACUGCAAAAAGCCCUUCAUUCUUCACGGCUUCCGCCAGCAUUCUAAAGAGCACAGCAAAGGUCUUGUAAGUGUAUUACGGUUUGGUUUUAAACCACAACAUCUAAAGGCAGUGAAUUGAAAUUGAAAAGGCAGCGGGUCGUUGUCUUCCCACCUGUGAGGAGCGGUGUGUGUUCUGAUGGACUGCCAGAGCUCCUGAGGGUUCGGAGAUCUCCUGUCUGCUCCAGAUCUGCUGAACUGAUGUACCUGAUCUUCCCAGGAGCACUGUUCUGGCCCUCCAGAUUCAUGCUCCCCCUGUUAGGAGUGUUUGUUUUGAAGCAGACAUGUCCCUGACAGGUUUGCAACAACAGUGUGUUGUGAAAACAACAUUGUAUAUGUUCCUGAUGUUUUCUUCAUAAUACUGAAAGCCAUCCUCAACAACUAAGUAUGGUCAAGAGGGAGCGGUCAAAGCAGAAGAAUGUUUUCGGUUUUGCUAAGCUUGGCUAGCUCGUCGCAUGCAAACGCUCGUGCCGGUUAAAACAAGUGACCGGCUCCUACAUUGUCGUCCUAACAGCUAGCAAUCUUUUCGCCUGGCUGGGGCUGUGCAGUGUUUCCUGUCGGGCGGAACAGGGGAGGGCGUGACGCAGCGCAGAGCGCGAGGUUGGCGAGACCUUGGCCAGGCCUCCGAUCCCACGGGCCACGCAGCCUGGAUGAGCUUCGGAGCUCCGGCUCUGAAGGCCCAGCUCUCAGCCACGCUCUCCAGGCCAGAGGAGGGGCUGGGGCUUCAGGCUUCAAGUGGGCUUUAAGCUGCUUUGAGAGUGGAGCCUGAUAGUCCUGGGGUUUCAGUAGAUUGUAGCAGUGGGGAGGCUUGACAAGGUUUUGUGGGACCUGUAACUCCCCUGUCUCCUCCCCUUGCAUUCCCUAAAUGGGCAGGGGCAGGGGCGUGUGCUGUUCUGGAUCGGUGUCGCCCGUCCAUCGCACUGUUUCAUGCAAUAGCUGCAGCCCAGGGUGCUGGGGGUGGUUGCAGUGGGCUUCUCCUCUUCCUCUCAUGGCAGCGAAGAACACCGUUUCACCGACAUGGAGACAGUGGAUAAGCGCCAGAGUGGAACAUGGCUCUGCCUGUGGGUUUCUCUGGCAGUUGUCCCUCUUUCACCAAAAUCAAUGGGAGAUGGACAGCCUGACUUCUGUGAACUGAACUGUUAUUUUUAGCCAAAUAAAGUCAUUAUCCUACCAGCUGCGUGAUGCCUGGAAGGUAAGUCCCAGCGAAGACGCACAUUUCCAUGCGUAAGUGCCCCUCCACCUGUGAAAUACACACUUUGAGCUACGUCUUACACAUUUUAUUAGGACCUCAACCUAUCAUUUCUAAAAUUGACUGUUUUUGUAGCUUAAUGUUAAUCAAUUUCAAGUUAUUUUGUCAGGUGAAAGAUUUCCCAUUGCUAUAUGAGAGAAAAGAUUUAAAUGUUGCCUUAAAUCAAGUGCUUAAGUCUCUCCUUGAUUCUGAAAUGACUGAAUGUUGUUGGACAGUAUAGUACAUUUUUGCACCUGGGAUGUGGAUUGUUUAAUUUGCAAUUAAUUUAAAGUUGAAGUAUUUAAAUUAAAUAGGCAGCAAAUGGUAGGAUUACAAAGUAGUCCCCGCUGUCGAACACAUUGCUGUGUAUCUUAAACACUGCAGUCAGUAGUCAAAUCCUUCGGGUGUGUAGCACUGUAUCGUCAUAAAUGUAACUCAGCAGCGCCAUACCGAGCGCCCCGUCCACGUCGAGCACUGCAACUGCAUAAAAAGGCGCCUGUCUCUUUAAGGGAGGUGCUACACCCCCUAGCACGUGAUGCGGUUUCCAGCCAAUGCCUGCGUCCGAGAUGCAAAAAUCUGGUUCAAACCGGUUUCCAUCUUAUAUUUCUAUAUAAAAACUUUAUAAAAGAUACAGCCAUUAUAUUACAUUUACCAUUGCUUAACGGUUUCCUCCGGACCUGCCCGCAGCGGUGAACGAGCUUUCCUUUUCUCCUAGUUGUGUUGCAAGUGAAAGCGGUUAAGAUGCCUAAAAGAAAGAUGGAAGUAGAUAAAUCUACCAAGUCCAAGGAAGAGCCAAGACGUUCUGCAAGGUUGUUGGCUAAACCUGCUCCGCCAAAGCCUGAGCCCAAACCCAAAAAGACUGCACCUAAGAAGGCAGUUAAAGGGAAAAAGGGGAAAGGUGAUGCUGGAAACAACCCUGCUGAAAAUGGUGAUGCCAAGACGGAUCAGGCACAGAAGACCGAGUCGGCUGGCGACGCCAAGUAAACUGCGUUUUAAUCUUUUGAUAAUUCUAUGUACUUGGUGACUGUACAGUUUGAAAUAACUAUUUUUUAUCAAGUUUUAUAUAAAAAUGCAGUUGUUAGAAAUCCAUUGUUAGCUUACAUUUGAUGUAUUUGAAACUGUGUGCAAAAGGGGUUAUUGUUAGUUUAAAACUUUUUUUAUGCCAUUGUUAGAAAAACUCCGUCCGUACAAUGUUAAAGCAAGGUUGUGCCCUUUGUAAUAAAGUUUAAAAACUGCUGAAUGUUGAUUUUUUUCUCUACAUUUUGGUUUUUAAAAUACAAGUUUAAAUACCAAACCUUAUCAUAAGGCAGCUAACUUAUAUUUUUAAAAAGUAGAUGUUGAAGGGAUAACCUUUUUCCCUAUCAGAUGUUUUUUUUAAUAAAUAUAUAAUUUCAGCUAAGUAGAUACAAAUGUGUAGUUUAAAAUCCAAGCACAUCCACAUAUAAUGAAAGUAAAGAACAGCAGGAAUGGCAAAAAAGUAAAAAAAAAAACAACCCUCUUGUUAAAUUUAAAAUGUGAACUUAACGUCUUUUUAAACCGAUGGAGUUGUUUUGUUUUUGUAGAGAUUGGAAGGAAGCUUCAGGCAGCCUCCCAAAAAUCGUGACGUUCUUUGCAAGUUUGCAUUAAUAAAAGAAAUACAGAAAAGUC
Lepisosteus oculatus (spotted gar) is the source of this 4638-nucleotide messenger RNA. Lineage: Eukaryota; Metazoa; Chordata; Actinopteri; Semionotiformes; Lepisosteidae. The record is from RefSeq and is a predicted model, not a curated record.